UAGAAAAUCUUAGGAAAAAGAGGAAGAACAAAACUGAGUUCAAGGAAAAAAAAAAAAGGAAGGAUCUUUCUCUAAUUUGUACUACUAUAAACUCAAGGAAGCUCUGUUGUUUUCAAGGAAGUUUGUUUCAUCUUGUCAUUGUCAGUAGACAGCAGAACCUACUCCAUUGCUGUAAACUGCCGUGUUUCACAGAACACUAAGCCACCCUUACAGGAGAAUUUUUCUGCCAUCAUUUUAUCUGAUUCAUUACAUACUAGCUAAAGAUUUGAUGCAGGAAGGACAUUUAGCUUUACACUUUGCUUGUUAUACACAAUUCCAUACUCCUACACCCCCCUUCCACCCAGUCUGUCCAUCCCAGGAGAGAACUUCGUAGUAGCAUAUUUUUGGAAAGUCAAAUACUUCUACAUUUUUCUAUAAACAAUCUCAAUCUCUUUCAGGUACAGUAUAAAAUCAGUGAGAUACUAAAUAAAAAUAUAAUUGAAAGGAAAACUACAGUAUGUACAUCAGACAAGACUUGGAUGACUUGCACAGCAAGUGAUGCAUCUCUGCCUACGGAAAACCCCAAAUCGCCAUCUUCUAAGAGAAAAGUUCACUUUGACCAACAACCCUGUUCUGAGGAGCAUGAGGAAGCACAUUCCAAUCUUGUAAAUGCGGUCAGUGACAUUAAAAAAUCGCAUAGGAUUUCACUGCAAAGUACAGCAACUGAAAAGGUUGAACAUUCAGAAGAUCUACUUGGAAACAAAAGGUUACUUGCAAUGAAGAAUGAAUAUAAAUGUGGACAUUUGGUAUCUGGCACUGAUCUGGAGACAGAAAGGUUGAAUGCUGCUCAGGAGAAGGUAAUUUGGAGUAAAUCUAAACUUCCUGUACCUUCUCCCAAAUAUGGGAAAGAAUUUCAUAAAACAGAUGAUACUAACUAUACUACCAAGUUGCUGAAACAAGAAUUUUGGAAGUCAGUCAGUACUGACUCAGAUUUGCUAGCACAGAAUACAGAAAAACCUGUCUUUUUAUAUGGAGAAAAACUAAAUAACUUAAAAGAAGUUGCAGAAACUGUGACCUCUUUAAAUGAAUCACAUAUUACUUUAGCUCCACUUAAAGAAAGUCACCUACAUUUUAUUAAAGAAUUUUAUAGAAACUCUGAAAGUGCCAAUGUUUGGGGUUCUUCUACAACAGUACGCAAUGAAAAAGCAGAAUCUGAAAACCAAAAUGUACAUAAAGACUUCAAAAGUGAAGGUGACAGAUUCCAGGUUAAUUCUUUCUGCAAAAUGGUGAAAGAUAAGCUACUAAUGCUUGAUCACAAAGAGCAACUAGAAAAAGAAAAAGAACACCUGACUGUCUUAAAUCAGACACCACCGAGGCUAGGAAAUCAGAAGUUGAGUGAAAUCACAGUAACCUCUGAGGACGAUGGGAAAACUGAAGCAUUGCAAAAGUCUCUGAAAAAUUCUAAGCAUUUGCAAAAAAGAGUACAAGAUCUUCAGAAUGAAAAUUUAGCUCUCAAGAACAAAGUCAAACCUCUUGCUGUUAUCAUACAGUCUUUGAAAGAAAAAAUAUCAAACUGUGAUAUGCAAAUUAAGCAUUUAGCUAAAGAAAAGAAAAGCAUGCUAAAGCAGUUGGUUAAAUCACAAGAAGACAACAAGGAAUGUAUUAAGGAAGUAAAGAACUUAUUAAGAAAAUGUAAAGAACUGAAGAAACAGAAAAUAAUCCUUGAGGAAGAGAACAGUCAACUCCAUCAUGGAAACCAACAAACAAUACAAGCACUACGUGAUUUUCAAAUUAGAAACAAGAAAUUAGAAGAAAAGAUGACUACUACUAACUGUGAAAAAGGGAAGCUCAGUGCAGUGCUAGAGUGCUUGCAAAAGGAAUACUCCAUGGUACAAGAAACAAAUAAAAAACUUGAGAUAAAAAUAUCCCAGCUUAUAGAAGAAAAGAGUUCCCUAGAGCAAGAACUUGAAGGAAAUCAGAAUGAAAUACAACAAAUGAAGGAAAAAGAAACUGCAAUGAAAUCUGAACAGGAGACUCAUCUUCAAUUAAUGCAAACGCUGGCACACAAGAAACUUAACCUUGAAACGAGCCUGCAGGAAUGUUCUAAUGCUAAACAGAUGCUGCUGAAGGACUUUAAGAAAGUCCAGUCAGAUAAAGAUUAUACAGAAAAGAAACUUAUGACUGAACUCAGAAAUGCAAAAGCAGAUAUUGAUCUUUUGAAGUCUAACUUGACCAUUGCAAACAGAGAAUGCAAGAGGUUAUCGACAGUAAUAACAAACGUCACAGAGGAAAAUCAGUUACUUAAGGAAGAACUACAGGAACAUAGACAAGAUGCUUUCAAAUAUGAAAGUGACAUUCGAAAACUGAGUGAAGAACGCUUAAUAUUAGAAAAUCACCUGUGGACUAUUGAAAAUGAGAGAGAUGUAUUACAGUUUGAAUUCCACCAUUUGCAUAAGGAUUACGUUUAUCUCCGAGGCCAAGCUACAGCUCUAGUCUGGGCACAAAGUACACCCAAUUCCAGUUUGGGCACCAUGCAAGAUGACUGUUCUGAAUAUUCCUCUGGAAUUUGUAAAGAAAUUCCUGAUUCUCAGUAUACAGCUCUGGAGUACCUUUCACAAGGGGAUGACAAGAUUACUGAAACACAGCAGAAAAAUUGAAAAGGAAGAAGUACAUAAGGUAAAACUUCAGAGCAGUCUCCAUCAGCUGUACUAUAUCAGAACAAGAUAGGAGGAAGUACAGUGCAGAUCAAUCU
Molecule: messenger RNA, 2731 nt
Organism: Oxyura jamaicensis (ruddy duck)
Lineage: Eukaryota; Metazoa; Chordata; Aves; Anseriformes; Anatidae
Gene: CCDC110
Product: coiled-coil domain containing 110
Exons: 3
Coding region: 519-2636 (705 amino acids)
Source: RefSeq, a predicted model, not a curated record